AUGGAGAGGAAGGAACAAACCUUGACCUUCCACCAUCCUCAGGCCCCUAAAAUGAAGGGCAACCGGAAAUACCUAAGGCCUACCCUCCCCACCAAGGAAGAACCCAAUGCCACCAUGCCACACGAGAAGCAGCGGUACCACAUGGAUCGGACAUCCACCUACAUCCGGAUGUUCUGUGGCAGUCUCUGUGGCCUGAGCCUCCUGAUGGUCCUCUGUACGUGUCCGUUGAGCUGGGUGCAGUUCCUGGUGACCAAAACCGGUGUGGAGCUCUUUGCAGGACUCUGGACCAUAUGCAAGCACGAGAUGUGCUGGAGCCACAUCCCCAAGCCACCCUAUUAUCUGCAGGGCUCCAGGAUCUUCUGGCUCAUCGCUAUCUUUGCCAUACUCUUUGCCCUUGGCUGGCUCUUUAUCUCUUGUCUCCAUGGAAGGGAAAACAUGACCAUCAACUUGGAUAUGAAGGAAUCUCUGCUCAGCUUCUUAUCAGCCAUCUGCUUGCUCCUCUGCCUCUACCUGUUUGUGGCGCAGGUUCGCUGGCAUCGAACAGAUGUCAUGGAGUCUGAUUUCCUCUGGCCCUAUUACCUUAAUUGGUGGAGUGCCAUCUUAUACAUGUGUGCAGGGAUCAUCUCUUUUCUCAACUGUGUAAUUUCCAAAUAUCUCCCUUCUGAGGAAAAUAUCACUGUGAUUCCAACAGAGAAGUCAAGGCUGGGCUUUGGCCCAGUGACUGCAGUGUCAUUGGCUGAAGAUAAUGCACAGGCUUCAUUUGAAACUGCCAAAUGAAGUAGAGGAAGAAAUAUCAACUAUAAAAUUGGGAUGGUGAUAGGAAAGCCCAACCUUAAAGUGGGAGAGAGGCUGAGCAUUUUUGGAAAUCUAGGAAACCUUCCUAUC
Messenger RNA from Perognathus longimembris pacificus (Pacific pocket mouse), 885 nucleotides. RefSeq names its product transmembrane protein 202 (gene Tmem202). Bases 1 to 777 code for a protein of 258 amino acids. The record is from RefSeq and is a predicted model, not a curated record. The transcript is spliced from 5 exons. NCBI's taxonomy places the organism in Eukaryota, Metazoa, Chordata, Mammalia, Rodentia, Heteromyidae. Gene Ontology annotation, cellular component: plasma membrane.